This is a messenger RNA of Beta vulgaris subsp. vulgaris (sugar beet), 4992 nucleotides long. Its product is annotated as probable protein kinase At2g41970. The transcript has 8 exons. Gene Ontology annotation, biological process: protein phosphorylation. Gene Ontology annotation, molecular function: protein tyrosine kinase activity; ATP binding. The record is from RefSeq and is a predicted model, not a curated record. Bases 3600 to 4694 code for a protein of 364 amino acids. NCBI's taxonomy places the organism in Eukaryota, Viridiplantae, Streptophyta, Magnoliopsida, Caryophyllales, Amaranthaceae.
AUCCAUCACCCGACCCGUUAAUCCGACCCAUCACCCGUUUAUUUAAAAAAAACAUUUUUUAGGUUCAAUCCUCAAGGCCCAACUAAAUGUCCAAAUCUAAAAGCCCAAUGCCCAACCUAAUUUUCCUAAUUUUUAUAUGCAAAUUACUGUGAUUUUGAACUUAAUUUGAAUUGUGGUUGUGGAUCUAUGGUUUUAUCGGUUGAAACUUUAUUUUUCUGAAAUUUUAUGGUUAGCAUUAUUUUGAGGUAAUUUCACCCGAUUAUAACCCGAUCCAUCCGUUCACCCGGAAGUAAAUGGAUGGAUGGAUUCGGGUGGUGAUUUUUCCGGGUGAUGGAUGGAUCGGGUGGUGCGGAUGGUAGCGGGUGAUGGAUGCGGGUGAUGCUCCACCCGCCCCGAACCCGAUCCAUUUACAUCUCUAAAUGAUAUAUUUAAGACUUUCCUUAUCUUGUAAAUUACUUUCCAAGUCAUAUUAGGUUAUUGAAUAUUUAUUUAGAUAGGUUUUCAUUCUUUUUAUCUCUCCUCCUCCCUUUUCACGUAAUUUUUAGGUUUUAGGUUUAGUUUAGUUUUCUCCUCUCUUCCUCUCUAGUUUUUAGUGAAAACCCUAGUUUUUAUUCUUUUUCAUUAAUUCAUGAGUUCUAUUAGUUUCUUUCACUGAUUUCUUUAAUUAUGUUUUCUUUUAUAGUUUUAGAUUUCAUUAUUUAUUUCAUGAUAGAGUAGUUCUUUUAUCUAUGGUUAAGUUGAACCCUAGUAUGAUUUAAUUCAUGAUUGUUUCUUUAAAUUCUCAUAUUAAUUGUUAAUUGUUCUUGCUUGAUUGAUUGUGCAUAUUCCAAUACUAGAUUAGGGAUAACUAGUAUUGUUAUGAUUCCAUUGUCUUGAUCACAACGGGAGUUGGAUUUUGACGGAUUUGAGUAUUUCAAUUAAGGACAUGAAGUUCUCCACGGGAGUACGUAGAAUGGAUUGUUAGGAAGUUAAAGUGUCGUGUUUAAUGUCUUUAAUUUGCAUGAUUCCACGGGAGUAGGCUUGAAUGCAUAUUAGAGAAGCCAUAGAUACUCGGGAGAGGUUUAUGGUACUUUAUAGGGUGUACUUUUCCUUGUGAACAUUUAAUUUAUUAGUUUGGGGUAGAAAUUAUUUUGUAUUAUUUCGUGCUAGUGGGGAUACUUAACUGUAGAGUCUUUUAUUUAUAUAUUGAUUAGUAUAGUUAAUUCGACGAUCAUUGAUAUUAACCUCCUUUAGUCUUACCAUUAUUUAAGGACUAAUUAUAGAACAACUUUCUCUCUGUGGGAUCGACUCUGACUUACCCUACUACAUAGUUAGGAGGAUUAGUUAGAUUAUUUAUUUUUGUUAGGUGCGCGACACGCCUGUCAGUACCUCAAACCAAAAGGAUUCGAAGAUCUAGUGGAGCUAGAAAUCCAGGUUAUAACUAUUAUGAUAGUGAGGACAUUGAAGACUUUGAAGAUGAAAUGUUUACUCUAGAGAAGUAAAAAGAAAAUAAGGAUAGGAAUGAUAAUGUCACUCCAUAGAAUAUUUAUUCAUGUUCUAAGAUUAGUAGUUGAAUAAGUAGCUAAGCUAAAUUGGUUUAAAUUUCCUUUUUUUAGCAUCUUUAUUUCGUUGAGCAAUAAGUUUGGUUAUUUUGGAUGGAAAAAAUAUUAUUAUCAACGUUUUGAGAAAUGAAAGUAAUUAUUUAGUUAUUCUAGUUGAGUAAGAAUUUAUUACGCGAAUGGGGAAUAUUUUAUUUGAUUGUUUUGAUUGAUUCCAUUUGAUUCGUACAUAUUAUUGAUGUGAAUGUUUAUUCAUGAGUGAGUAUGUGAUUUUAUGGUUCAUAGUGAUUGAAUAUAUUCCAGACUUGAUACAAAUUGUAUUAACAGUUAUUAUACCCAUUUACAAAAUCACCAAAACAAAAUUAACAAAAAAUAACAGCUAAAUUGCAUUAUAAUUACAAAAAAAUACAAUAAAAAUACAAACAAAUUUCCAAAAUAAUUACAAAAAGCAACAUGAAAACGAAACAAAAAUUAAAGGAAUUAAAAAGAAAUAUGAAUAUUCAAGUAUUACAAAAAUCCAGAAAUUAAAAGAUGCAAACAAUAACUUAUGCAAUUGUUGAAAAACUCAUAUUGAGAUGCAUCAAAUAAUCCAUCACCUGCAAUUUAAAUCCUCAUCUGCAUACUUUUUCUUCAAAAUCGAACUGCACCGACUUCGGCUUCGAGCCAAUGAAAUCCUCAUCUGCAUGCUUUUUCUUCAAAAUCGUAACGAAUUUGAACUGGGUCGCGAGUUUUGACAGCGACGGCGGCGAGUUCUGAUCUUUAAACAAACCCUAAAUCUUAUACAACGAAGUCGAAUGAAGGCGGCGACGACGACAAAAGGUUGGUGUUUGCUCUUGGUGGUUGGUUGGUGAAACGAUGGCUGGUGGUGAUUGUCGUGUGUGGUGUGUGUAGGUGGAAGUGUGGAGAGAGAGAAGAUGCAAACUCGUGAGGAGAGAGAAGACGGGGCUCAGGAGAGAGGGAGAGAGGAAUGUAGAGUGUGGAGCGUCUUAGGGUUAGGUUUUAUUAGGGGGAAGAUUCGGCCAGCGAUUUUGGCGAUGAUUGGGCAAGACAUUUUGGCGAAGAUUGGGCCAACACUUUCGAAAAAAAGAAAAAUCUAAUGCGGUCCACCAAAACCGCAUCAGUUUUUGUAAUCUGAGACGGUCCACAAGAGGACCACAUCAGAUUGUCCUUCCACCUUUCCUUCCCAUUUUUAAUGUUGAUUUUCAGAUGCAGUUUUACAAAAACCGCAACUGUUAUUAAGUGACAUAUAAGAUUUUUUCCACUAGUGAUAGGUGGAAUAUUUAACGCUAGGUAUAACCGUAAAAGGGAGGCCUUUGUGCUACAUCUACACUUAAAGGCCCACAGGCUCUCACUUGAACGGACGUAAUAUAGUAUAAAACUAAUUCUGGAACUUCAACUAUAAGCUUAAGCUUUUUGUUAAGUUGAUUCUUUGACAAUUGAUAUUAUGAAAAGUUACACUAAAACAAAUUACAAAUUCAACAACAUUUUUAUAUCAUCAUUUUUAUUUUAUACAUUAGCAAAAUAAUACGAUCAAAAAAGGUAUGUGAAUAUCGUAAAAGUCAAACUAUUGCUUAAAAACAGAGUAUAAGAAACUAAAGUGAAAAAUUUUCAUAAAAUUUGAAAUGUCAACAAAGUUUGAGCAAGGAUACUACUAAGGACGUGCAAAACAUGUAAAGCACGUCGAAAAUAAGAAGUUAAAUUGGUGGGGACAUUAACGGUUAGAGACAUGAACCGAAUUUCGCGCCCAACAACUAAAAUUCUUCCCCAUGAAACCCCCCUGAAUUCUUCUGCUCGUUGACACCAUCUAUCAAAGGCUCCAAAAUAUUUCAAUUCUCUCUCUUCAAUUUUAUUUUUUUCUCUCUCUUCUUUCUGUUUGCAGAUCACAACGCCUCUUUCAAUCAAUUUUCUGGAUGACACAUUAAUCUUUUUCCAUAAUUUACCGGGACUUGAUAUAGCUGGAUAUUAUUAUCUUAGGCUGAAUUCAAGGUGAAAUUCAAUAAUUCUUCAAACAAUACAAUUCAAUUGUGUUUUGAGAAGGGUGCUGCACCAACAACUUGAACUAUGUUCUGCUGUGGAGGUGCAGAAGAGGAAAACGCCGGUCCACCUGCUAAUCAAAACACAGCCCCUCCUAGAGGCAAUAAUCCAGUUGGUGGGGAUAGAGGAGAGCCACGAACUAGUAAUGCAGCAAGAAGUGGAGCUCCAAAGAAAGCUUUACCAAUAGAAUUGCCGGCUUUGUCAUUGGAUGAACUCAACAAAUGUACCAGCAAUUUCAGUCAGAAAACAUUGGUUGGAGAAGGUUCUUAUGGCCGAGUAUUCCAUGGCAAGUUAAACAAUGGCCAAGAGGCUGCAAUUAAGAAAUUGGAUACGAGUUCUGCGCAGGAUUCAGAUUCUGAUUUUGAAGCUCAGUUGUCAAUAGUUUCAAGACUAAAGCAUGAGCAUUUUACAGAGCUUGUGGGUUAUUGUUUGGAUCAAAGUAACAGAAUAUUGGUUUAUCAGUACGCAACAAUGGGUUCUUUACAUGAUGUAUUGCACGGAAGGAAAGGAGUACAAGGUGCAGCACCAGGGCCUGUUCUAACAUGGUUACAGAGAGUAAAAAUUGCGUUUGGAGCUGCAAAAGGUUUAGAGUACCUUCAUGAAAAGGUGCAGCCAUCAAUUGUUCACCGUGAUGUUAGAUCUAGCAACGUCUUGUUGUUCGAUGACUUCAUGGCAAAAAUAGCUGACUUCAACUUGACAAGUGCAUCUUCAGACACAGCAGCUCGCUUACACUCUACUAGAGUCCUAGGAACUUUUGGCUACCAUGCUCCUGAGUAUGCUAUGACAGGGCAAAUAACUCAGAAAAGUGAUGUAUACAGUUUCGGUGUUGUUCUUCUAGAGCUUUUGACUGGAAGAAAACCAGUAGAUCACACUAUGCCGAAGGGACAACAGAGUCUUGUUACCUGGGCAACUCCUCGAUUGAGUGAGGACAAAGUGAAACAAUGUGUUGAUCCCAAGCUUAAUGACAAUUAUCCGCCAAAGGCAGUUGCUAAGAUGGCAGCAGUAGCAGCAUUGUGUGUUCAAUACGAAGCCGACUUUAGGCCUAACAUGACGAUUGUCGUCAAGGCCCUACAGCCUCUUCUGAAUGCUGCUAAUAGACCAGCCGCUGAUGCACAGGCGUGAUAGAAUGAGAUACCAACAUCUUUGAUCAUAUUGUCUUUCAUUCUUUUUCCUCCUUUUUGUGGAAUUUUUCUUUCUAGUAUCUCUUCAUUUAGACAUUUGAUGCAGAAAACAGUUCAGUUCAGAGUCACUGAGAGUCAGUCAGUGUACUAUGUCAUUGCAUUUACACAUUCUUGUGGGUGGCAACAUCAAGUCCCCUUGAUUUUAGGCACAUAAUUUCUCCUAGUUGAGUCUUUUGUGUAAGAUAAAAUUUUAAUGGAAUUUCAAAAGGCAUGCCUGUCUCUUUUUGUGAAUAAUAAAA